CCUUCUUGCUCAUCUCGAGGUUUGAGGUGGUCCUCCCGAGAGAGCCCUCGCGCUCGAUCGAGCGAAUCUAGGUCAUUUAUCAAUUCCCAUUCGAAGCAAGUGUCACUCCUUGCGUCUCUCUGACGUCGUGCACCGGCACGUCCUUCUGUCUUUCGCGGCACUGGCCACGUCUUAGGAACAGUGGGCAUGCUGUAUGUACGAAGCAGGACCGAAUAUUUCAAUCUAAAUGGCCCAAAGGACCGCGAAUGGUGAAUGGUGAAUGGUGAAUGGAGCUUACUUCCUAUUGGAUUGGGCUGCUUUUAUCCCAAUACGAGGCAUCGGUGAUUACGGGGUCAAAUAAAAACUUGGCGAGUUAUGAAAAUUUUGAAGCGACCGGUAGACCCGCUUCCGAGGUAGGAGCAGCCACCGCUAUUCGAUGAUACGUUCGCCAGUUCGAGAGUAUAAAUGAAGGACAAUGACCUAAUUGCGAGCAGAACACUCACUGCUUCCUCGACGGACAAUCUCGGCAGACGACAGUAAAGCUAUUUCGACGGCUAUCGCACUCGGGGGACUCCACUUCCGGUUCAAGACUCCUUGGGAAAAGUGUCAAAACUUCCUGACGGCUGAACUUCCGAAGGUCACGGUCAAAACUACAGAUUGCAGCCAUGAAGAUGGCCAACUGGAUCAAAUGGGUCUUGGCCGCCUGCCUCUGCGUCUCCAUAUUCCCAGGCGGCAGUGCCAGGUACAAGAUGAGGAGGCCACCCCCGCCGCCGCAGGUCUACAAGAAGAACUGGCCAAUUGCUCAGAGAAUUUCCAUGGGUAACACUAUCCACAUUGGUGGUGGCUUUUCCCAGAAGAGACCUACCUACAAGCCUACCAACUACAGAAUUCGACGACCGCCAGUCUUCAACGUGUUGCCGACAGCAUGGAAAACCCAAGCCAUCCUCGGCCCGAUGAAUAAUCUAGCUGUUCUUCCGCUGCGGCCUCCAGUCAAAGAAUUUCACUCGAUGAAUAAAGUUCCCGAGUACAGUCCCGAGUAUAGUCCGGAGUACAGACCAGAAGCGGCCGUAAUGCCAGCCACCCACAGGACGCACGUGGACGAAGACAAAGGGCCCAUUCACACGAUUCCAGCACCAAACUUGGGUCCAGCGGACAAACCUUACAAUCUUGGAGCAAACUCACAGGAGAACAACCCCGUAGAAUCCAUACGCAACUACCCAGCUGAUCUUUCUUACAAUUCUAAUCCACAAGGCAAUCACGUAUCGAACUUCGCUUUCGGUACAAUUGGCACGAGCGCACCUUCUCCUCAAAGGACAGUCACCAGUCCAACGUCUACUCAACAUCAUUACGAAGUCACAGAAUCCAAUGAAGUCGGUUUCAAGGAUUAUCGGACAGUGCAGCCAACUUAUUUUACACCAGAGUUCGACGUGACCAGAUUGUCUACCGUGGUGUCUCCGGAUCUACAGACAAACGAAGUAUUCCUAAAUCAUCCUCCAGGAUCGAAUUCCGGCGUUAUAGGAACAAAUCUUCAAUUCGACCAUGGCCAAUUAGGCAACCCCAUGCAAACAAAUCUUCAUAGCUCUCUUCACGUCGGAUUCCCGGGAACCGCUUCUCAAGCCCCUUCUGCCGUGGGUCAUCAAAUUCCUGAUCUUCAUGUCGGACAUCCGGCACCGGCCGGACCGCCGCUCUCAGCCACCCAACUCUAUGAUCUCCUUAAUAGUUUUCCUCAACAACUCACAGAACAAUAUACUACUGGUCAGCAACCUCAACUGCAGCAACAUCUUCUUCAGCAACAACUCGGCCAACUUUUCCAACCUACCGGUGUAACCAGUUUUUCUCAGCCUCAGAUGCAUUCUUUUAACUACGAUGAGCAGGCGAAUAAGCAGCAACAGCAGCAGCAGCAGCAACAACAACAAAUUCUUGUAGGGCAAGACUACGCAUCUGGAAGAGUCACUGCGGAUUACAAUUUGGAACCUCAGACUAAUGAGAAUCUUCGUUCGAGCAACAUUCUGCCGCUGCACGAGGAAGUCUCGUAUCCAGCAGAUGCUGCUGAUCAAUCGGAGAAUAAUAUUGAGUACGAAGAAAGCUCAAACCAACAGGGUCAAUCGACGUAUUUCACUAAAGUCGGAAAGGACGGAAGUAUCGCAACGCAAUUCUACACGACACUUCCGAGUCGUGAAGCCGCUGAAAAAUUGGCAGCCCUUGCCGCAGCUGGAAACGUCAACAGCCACCUGAUAGGACAGCUUCGCAAACACCAGGAAUCGCAACAGAACGAGGGACCAAUGCCACCAAAUCACAAGGACGAGGAGUACAGAGUAAUCGAGACAUCGGAUCAGGAUCCUGCACAAUAUAAUCAGCAACAAGAAGAAUACGUUGAUCGGCAGAACUACCACAGGCAGCAACUUCAGCAGCAGCAACAGGAAAUGAAUGAUCGUUACCAGCAGCAACAGAGACAAGAGCAGCGGCAACAGGAUGAACAGAAGAAUCCUCUGAGAAUUAUGGUGCCCGAGCUGGAGGAAUAUUCCGAGGACCUGGAACAACAACCUUCUGGAGGAAACACUAAUGCAGCUGAAGAAUACGAGUAUGAGGAAGAAAGUGCUGAAACGACGGAAGUAAGCCCCACGUCAGCAUCCGGUGCAAAAUCUACCUACAAACAAAAGUCGAUCACUGAAUACGGAACGCGACUGAGUUCGAAGACUGGGAAAUGAGAGUGCCGAAUGAAAUUUGUAAAUAUGAUGCGCGACAUAUGCUUUUCGUGCUGCCCAAAAUCGAACGAGUCUCAUUGAAUUUUUAAAAUCUUGACAACUCAAAUUAUGAGCCUCGAUUUGAAACCACAAUGAAGACUGGACACAGGAGGAAUGGUUGUGACUCUCAACACGUUAAAAGUCCAGAAGCUGCAGAAAGUUGCAGUUGCUGGACGAUAAUCGACCCAACUUUACCAAUCCCUCCAAUUGUUAUAUUUAUUUGACUUUAUUCUUAGAAAAUUUGUUACUGUAUUUAUUCGUUGAUGUAAAAUAAUAAUCGGCUGGACGACGUCCGGUAAUUUACAAAUU
Messenger RNA from Cephus cinctus (wheat stem sawfly), 3032 nucleotides. RefSeq lists its product as uncharacterized. Bases 645 to 2687 code for a protein of 680 amino acids. Lineage: Eukaryota; Metazoa; Arthropoda; Insecta; Hymenoptera; Cephidae. The transcript has 6 exons. The record is from RefSeq and is a predicted model, not a curated record.